AUGUACUUUUUUUCAGGCUGUCUGACGUCCCGUGACUCUGGCACGGUCUCGAACUUUUGCCAGAAUCUUCCGACAAAUCAAGUCUAUCCGGAUUCGUUUGAUGCUGUGAAGGAUGCCGGCUGCGAUGGCGUUGAUGACUAUCCGAUCGGUUCUGUGGCCGCUACGAGUCCUGGAAAUGGGUACCGAUCGACGCGUCACCGUUUGGCCAGCUUGUUGCGUCACCUGUCUCCGAGGGUGCGUCAGCUGGAGAACUCGAGUUCUGCACCGGCCUCCACUUCGUCGGCCAAGGUAACGACAGAGCCUCCACUCGAUUGGGCUGUAGAUCAGUCGACAGGAUCAAGGCCGGAGGAGACAAAAGCAAGACAAAGACGAAAUAAAAGUGUCGACCUCGGGGAAGAAACGGCCGAGGGGAAUAGAGACAGAGUCUUGGAGACACAAAAAAAGGGUCGCGAAAGUGAUACCGAGACGAGAAUGAAGGAUACAGCUGACAGUUGCAUGAACGAGGGUCGAAUGCAAGCCAGGAUGAGACGGUCAAAGUCGCCUGCAUUCAAUCUGCUCAAACGGUAG
Molecule: messenger RNA, 567 nt
Organism: Protopolystoma xenopodis
Lineage: Eukaryota; Metazoa; Platyhelminthes; Monogenea; Polystomatidea; Polystomatidae
Source: the annotation of a GenBank genome assembly